Molecule: messenger RNA, 642 nt
Organism: Grosmannia clavigera kw1407
Lineage: Eukaryota; Fungi; Ascomycota; Sordariomycetes; Ophiostomatales; Ophiostomataceae
Product: 40S ribosomal protein s5
Exons: 4
Coding region: 1-642 (213 amino acids)
Biological process (GO): ribosomal small subunit assembly; translation
Cellular component (GO): ribosome; cytosolic small ribosomal subunit
Molecular function (GO): rRNA binding; structural constituent of ribosome; mRNA binding
Source: RefSeq, a predicted model, not a curated record
AUGUCUGACAGCGGCGAGAUCGAGGUUGAGGCCGUCACCUACAAGGUCCUCCCGAAGGACAUCACCGAGGAGGUCGGCUCCAUCAAGCUCUUCAACAAGUGGUCCUACGACGAUGUUGAGAUCCGCGACAUCUCCCUCACCGACUACAUCCAGAUCCGCGCUCCCGUCUACCUCCCCCACUCUGCUGGCCGCUAUGCUGCCAAGCGGUUCCGCAAGGCCAACUGCCCCAUCAUUGAGCGCCUCACCAACUCUCUGAUGAUGCACGGCCGCAACAACGGCAAGAAGCUCAAGGCUGUCCGCAUUGUUGCCCACUCGUUCGAAAUCGUUCACCUCAUGACCGACCAGAACCCGAUCCAGAUUGCCGUUGACGCCAUUGUCAACUGCGGCCCCCGCGAAGACUCCACCCGUAUCGGCUCUGCCGGUACCGUCCGGAGACAGGCUGUCGAUGUGUCGCCCCUGCGCCGCGUCAACCAGGCCAUCUCUCUGCUGACGACUGGUGCCCGUGAGGCGGCGUUCCGGAACGUCAAGACGAUUGCCGAGUGCCUGGCUGAGGAGCUGAUCAACGCCGCCAAGGGCAGCAGCAACUCGUACGCGAUCAAGAAGAAGGACGAGCUGGAGCGUGUUGCCAAGAGCAACCGGUAA